AUGCCUUCCAACAUAUUAAAGAAACUUCAUAUUACAAAGCUGAACCAUAGCAAUAGCUCCACUCAAACAACAAUAGAAAAUAGUCACCCAGCUGAAAUAGUAGUAAACCACGCCGACACACCGGAACAAAUGGAAUACAUAAGUCACCAAUUGGAACAACAACAGCAGCAAGCACAAGCCCAAGUACAGGAGCAACAAGAAAAAAUGAUUCAAUUACAAUCUCAAAAUGCCACUACACAGCAGCCUGCUGUUACUCAAUCUGUGCCUCAGGAACUUACCAUAGAGCAACAAAGAGCCAAUGAGGCCAUUCAAAGAUCUCUUUUACCACAGAGAUCGACUGUAUCCAAGGGGAAAUACUCCUUAACAGAUUUCAGUAUCAUGAGAACUUUAGGUACGGGGUCCUUCGGUAGAGUUCACUUGGUACGCUCAGUUCACAAUGGACGUUAUUACGCUAUUAAAGUCUUGAAGAAGGCGCAAGUUAUUAAAAUGAAACAGGUUGAGCACACGAAUGAUGAAAGAAGAAUGUUAAAGUUGGUUGAACACCCAUUCCUUAUCAGAAUGUGGGGCACAUUCCAAGAUUCGAAGAACUUGUUUAUGGUUAUGGAUUAUAUUGAAGGUGGUGAGUUAUUCUCAUUAUUAAGAAAGUCUCAAAGGUUCCCUAACCCUGUAGCCAAGUUUUAUGCCGCUGAGGUGACGUUGGCAUUAGAAUACUUACAUUCACAUGAUAUCAUUUAUCGUGAUUUAAAGCCUGAAAACAUUUUAUUAGACAGAAAUGGUCAUAUCAAGAUUACCGACUUCGGGUUUGCUAAGGAGGUCUCUACAGUGACAUGGACUUUAUGUGGUACUCCAGAUUAUAUUGCACCUGAAGUUAUCACCACUAAACCUUAUAAUAAAUCUGUAGAUUGGUGGUCAUUGGGAGUUCUUAUAUUUGAAAUGUUAGCUGGUUACACACCGUUUUACGAUUCCACCCCUAUGAAAACGUAUGAGAAGAUUCUACUGGGUAAAAUCCAUUUCCCAAGUUUUUUCGGGCCAGAUGUCAUAGAUUUAUUGUCAAGGUUAAUUACUGCUGAUUUAACGAGAAGAUUGGGUAAUUUGAGUAACGGUCCUGCGGAUAUUAGAAACCAUCCUUGGUUUCAGGAAGUUAUUUGGGAGAAAUUGUUGGCAAAGGACAUUGAAACACCUUACGAGCCUCCAAUUACUGCUGGUGUUGGUGACUCUUCCUUGUUCGACCAUUAUCCAGAAGAGCAAUUAGAUUAUGGUACAGUUGGUGACGAUCCUUACGGACAUUACUUUGUUGAAUUUUAG
This is a messenger RNA of Dujonia railenensis, 1305 nucleotides long. The record is from the annotation of a GenBank genome assembly. NCBI's taxonomy places the organism in Eukaryota, Fungi, Ascomycota, Pichiomycetes, Serinales, Debaryomycetaceae.